UGAGCUGCAAAAGGAGAGGGGCAUUCUCAGAUUUCCCGAUUUCUCCGAGCUGAGUCCGCUGUGCCGCUUCCACAUCACGGCCGACAGCAAUCCGAGGCGACGACACGCGCGCGCCGUGCUCCACUCCGGCAAUCAUCCCAAGUGGACCGCGUCGUCCCCAAAUCCACCUAACCUCAAACAAGGAGAGGAAAUUCGACCCUAUGGGAACGGUGCAGCUGAGAUGACCUACGUGACAUUGCUUUUCUCAAGAGAUCAUUCUUCAAUCAAAAUCGUGGGGCAGAAUCUAACCAGGACAUGGUUGGCGGGUUCACAUGAUGGACAGGUGAUGGAGUCUUCCAUCAUCUUUCUCCACCAGUGACUCGGCCUGCCAGCCCUCCCUCUGAGGCAGCAGUGUGUUCCAGUGGUCCAAGGCCCCCUAUUUUCUCUGCCAUGGUGACAUAAGCGGUGCUGCAUUAUGAGGGAGGGCCAACGUGAGACAGUCUCAUUUCUUUCUCCAGUAGCUGCUGCUACUUUAUCGCCGUUUGUGUUCAGCUCGAUAACGAGACCGACUCUGUUGUGAUCGGUCCCUGCUCGCCGGAUUCUACCCACACGGAAAGAGACGGUCCCCGUGUUGCUGGGCUGGUGGGGCGGAGCGGCGUGACGCGAGACGAUGCUGGGAUGUGUGACACGCCUCCGUCGGCUAGUCCGUCUCCUCCCCCUGCAGACCUCCCUCCUCCUCCUCUUCCUCUUCUGCACUGUCAGCGUCUUCAUCUCUGCCUACUUCCUCUAUGGCGUCAAGCGGGAGCUGGAGCCAUCGGGAGGGGGCGUGUCCGGGGCCGAGGGAGCGUCCGCAGACUCCGAUGACUCGAGGGUUACUCCGUCCCGGCUGCUGCCGCUGCGGGGCGUCUCAGGGGGCCCGGGGAUGGAUCCCGGAGGGUCCAGGACAGAUCCUGUGGUUCUGGUGUUUGUGGAAAGCCAGUAUUCUCAACUGGGUCAGGAGAUCGUGGCCAUCUUGGAAUCUGGCCGGUUCAAGUACCGAACUGAGAUCUCUCCCGGUAAAGGGGACAUGCCCACACUGACGGACAAAGACAGAGGGCGUUUCACACUGGUGAUUUAUGAGAACAUUCUCAAGUAUGUUAACUUGGACACCUGGAACCGAGAGCUGCUGGACAAAUACUGUGUGGAGUAUGGAGUGGGCAUCAUUGGCUUCUUCAAGGCCAAUGAAAACAGUCUGCUCAGUGCACAGCUGAAAGGCUUCCCUCUCUAUCUGCACUCCAACUUGGGUCUGAAGGACUGCACUGUCAACCCCAAGUCCCCCCUGCUCUUUAUCACUCGAUCCGGGCAGCCCUUGCCAGGUCCCCUCCCCGGGGAUGACUGGACCGUUUUCCAGUCGAACCACUCGACGUACGAGCCCGUGUUGCUGGCCAAGACCCAGUCAGCUGAGAGCGUGGCCUCGAUGGGGCAGAACGCGGCUCUGCUCCCAUCGGUGGUGCAGGACUUGGGGCUCCAUGAUGGCAUCCAGAGGGUCCUGUUCGGCAACAACUUGGGCUUCUGGUUGCACAAGCUGGUGUUUGUGGACGCCGUGGCCUUUCUGACGGGGAAGAGGCUCUCGUUGUCCCUGGAGCGCUACGUCCUGGUGGACAUAGAUGACAUCUUCGUGGGCAAAGAGGGCACACGCAUGAAGGUGCCUGAUGUCAAGGCCCUGCUGGAGACGCAAAGGGAGCUGCGCACCCGUGUGCCCAACUUCACCUUCAAUCUGGGUUUCUCAGGGAAAUUCUUUCAUGCUGGAUCUGAUGAGGAGGACCUGGGAGACGACCUGCUGCUUUACUACGUGAAGGAGUUUUGGUGGUUCCCUCACAUGUGGAGCCACAUGCAGCCCCAUCUAUUCCACAACCAGUCGGUGCUGGCCGAGCAGAUGUUGCUCAACAAGAAAUUUGCCGUGGCGCAUGGGAUCCCCACUAACAUGGGUUAUGCGGUGGCGCCCCACCACUCUGGCGUCUACCCUGUCCACAUGCAGCUGUACGACGCCUGGAAGAAGGUGUGGGGCAUUAAGGUGACCAGCACGGAGGAAUACCCCCACCUGAAGCCUGCCCGCUUUCGGAGAGGUUUCAGCCACAGCGGCAUCAGCGUGCUGCCCAGGCAGACGUGUGGUCUCUUCACACACACCAUCUUCUAUAAAGACUACCCGGGCAGUCCGAAUGAACUGGACAAGCUCAUCAAUGGAGGAGAACUCUUCCUCACAGUUUUGCUGAACCCUAUCAGUAUCUUCAUGACCCAUCUGUCCAACUAUGGCAAUGACCGCCUCGGCCUGUACACCUUUAAAAGCCUGGUGAUGUUCCUCCAGACGUGGACCAACCUGAAGCUGGAGACCCUGUCGCCUGUUCAGCUCUCUCAGAAGUACUUCAGCCUCUUCCCCUCUGAGAGAGAUCCACUCUGGCAGGAUCCAUGUGAGGACAAAAGACACAAGGACAUCUGGUCCAAAGAGAAAACAUGUGACCGCUUCCCCAAACUGCUUGUCAUCGGGCCCCAGAAGACAGGGACGACAGCGCUCUACCUGUUUCUUGGAAUGCACCCUGACCUGACUAGUAACUACCCGAGCAAGGAGACUUUUGAGGAGAUCCAGUUCUUCAAUGGGCACAACUACCACAGAGGCAUCGACUGGUAUAUGGAGUACUUCCCCCUGCCCUCCAACACCAGUUCAGACUACUACUUUGAGAAGAGUGCCAACUACUUUGACUCUGAGGUGGCUGCUCAGAGGGCUGCGGCUCUCCUGCCCAAAGCCAAGAUCAUCACCAUCCUCAUCAACCCAGCGGACAGAGCUUACUCUUGGUACCAGCACCAAAGAGCCCACGAUGACCCGGUGGCAUUGAAGUACUCCUUCCGUGAUGUCAUCACCGCAGGCCACGACGCUCCGGUCAAACUCCGGGUCCUGCAGAACCGCUGUCUGGUGCCAGGCUGGUACGCCAUCCACUUGGAGCGCUGGCUCAACUUCUACCACUCCAGCCAGCUGUUAGUCUUGGAUGGACAGAUGCUGAAGACUGAGCCUGCUUCAAUCAUGGAUAAAAUCCAGAAGUAUCUGGCCCCGGUCAACGUCAUCAACUACCACAAGAUCCUAGCGUUCGACCCUAAGAAAGGGUUCUGGUGUCAGCUGCUGGAGGGAGGGAAGACCAAGUGUUUGGGGAAGAAUAAAGGGCGCAGGUACCCUGACAUGGACCCGGAGUCCGAGGGCUUCCUUAGGAAGUACUAUAGGGAUCACAACAUUGAGCUGUCCAAGCUGCUCUACAGGAUGGGUCAGCUGCUGCCCAGCUGGCUCAGAGAAGAGCUGGUCCACACCAGGUAGCAGCACCACAGGGGGAGACCACAGCUCCACACACUGAACUCCACCCUGCUGGGGAAGCCUGAAAUGUUGAAGAUCCCAAAUAGUCUUGAAAGGGACUGAUAUUUAUCAAAAAUUGAGGAUGGGAUGUCCAACCAGAACUCAAAACUUAACUGUGAUCUUCCCAAAUGAUCAGUAGUGGAUGAUGAUCAAGAAGAGAGCGAAGUUGCUUUGAGCAGCUGUUGGCGCUCCCCUCUCUCCCCGAGCUUCCAGGAGCUGUUACUCCCCUGCAGGACAAACCAGAACCAUGGAAGUCCGAGUGAUGGCCUCCGCUGUGUCCAGCAGAAGAAGCAAAGGCUCAGUGUAUGGUGCAUAGGAGGGGCCUUCACAUCCCUGCUCUCCUUAAACAAACAUCUCUUCUUCACAUGGAUUUCAGCUUUAAAAUGAAAGGAAGGAAAACGGACUCGCUCGAGCGGUCUUCACGGUUUCACCUCUGGAAGACAUGUGGAAAAGAUUAACACAAGUUCACCUGUGUCUCCAGCGAAGAGUUGUUGUGUUUGGAGCACAUGAAAACAGGCAACUUAACCUUGACUUAAAUGGAUGACAGCCUGGUUGACAGAGAGACAAAGGUGGCAAAUGCCGUUGACAUAAAGUGUGAAUAAGUGUUUGAACGAGAGAAAAAUGAGACAUCUGGAGUCUUGACUCAGGCUGCAUGUUGUAGCCUUAUUCGACGGGCCUUGGUUGUAUCUAGUUAUCGCAUUUACAAGUGCCAGGACAGAAUCUUCAUUGAAAUAUUACCAUGUGGAUUUUUAAGGGUUCCUUUUUUAUAAAGUUUUAUGUUUUCUUUACUUUCCUCAGAUUUUUGUUUUAACGUUUCUAUAAUGCGGAAGGCAAUGCAUUAUUGUAGAAUGUACCAAAACUAAACAUUUUAGCUCAGUUUUCUCAUGCCGGCCGGAUGUACAGAAGUGUUAAACUGUUCGGCUCAGCCUCCUGUGUAGUCAGUUUAGACCAAGUAGUCGGCUCAAGCAGGAGCAGUAGGAUAUAUAUAUAUAUAUAUAUCUAUAUCGCAGUAGGAUAUAUAUAUAUAUAGAUAAUGUUGAAAGCACAAUAUUUAAGGCACUCGAGUGAACAUCGCUUCUGAACAUACAGGUUACUGGAAAGCACACUAACAAAAUGGAUCCUCCUACAGUCUGUGAAGAAGAUCAUAAGCUAGCUACUGUAUGUUUAAUGACACAUUGUGGUCAGAGAGAUUCAGAUAGUGUACAGAACAAGGUUGGGCUUUUCAAAUCAGUUUUUAGCAUUGGAUUGUUUUUAUUGAUGUCAGAACUGUAUACUUUAUUUCAUUUCAUUUAUUAGAUCAUUUUAAGUUUUGAGGGGGGAAUACUGUCUCUGGGAAAAACGUUAGAAGUUGCCGGGCAGAACAACAGUAUGCCCAUUGAGACCAGACAGACAUUUGGUUGUCGGUUAAGGUGUUACCACUGCAACUACAUGUCAAGCAUAGAUAACAAAAAGCUGCUCUCUUUGCAAUAGUUUUGUACAAUGUUUUGAUGUAAUAUCAAUGCACAUGUUGAUCCUUUCAUUUCCCGACUUUGUAAUGUACAUUAUACGCAACCCUCGGUAGACCUAAAUUAUUGAAUGUGUUUGGGUUUACACUUCAUCAGCCCAUUCCCGUAGUGUGAAAUGUCCGUGCUGUGCUGAGGGGAGUUUGGAUUGCCUCAUCGGGCAGAGGUGUGUCGCUGCGAUCGUUUCCUCUCACUGCCAACUAUUGUACGCAGGUACUGAGUCUCCAUAUAAAGUAUUAAGUGAUAACGCAUAACAGCAAUGAUGGUACUAAUCUCCUGGACUGUAUGAUAAAGAUUUGUAAUUGUUGUCAAUAAUUUUUACAUUGUAACUAAUAUUGUCGGUGCUUUUUAAUUUGCAAAUAAAACACCACUGUAUUUUUCAAUA
Molecule: messenger RNA, 5242 nt
Organism: Pseudoliparis swirei
Lineage: Eukaryota; Metazoa; Chordata; Actinopteri; Perciformes; Liparidae
Product: bifunctional heparan sulfate N-deacetylase/N-sulfotransferase 1-like
Exons: 15
Coding region: 650-3319 (889 amino acids)
Cellular component (GO): Golgi apparatus
Molecular function (GO): heparan sulfate N-sulfotransferase activity; deacetylase activity
Source: RefSeq, a predicted model, not a curated record